GCACCUGUGAAGACAUGGAGGUUCUCAGUCAUUCAGACAAACAAUUCAGAGAGAGAAGACGCUCCAGGUUCACUCAUAGGUUCAGUCCAAAGACGCCAAUGGUUUACAACCUAAUUUACUGAACAGACCAAUCAACUGACAAAGCCAAAAUAAAAAGCAGUGUGAUGGAUCAUAUUUCCCUUUAAAAUGAGACACAGCAGUCAGUUGACAAAGCUCCGCCCCUUAUUGACAUCACCUGAGACCAACCAGGAAACAGGUUGUUCCUGUUCAGUUCUCACUGAGGAGAGACAGACGCUGCACUCAGAGACAAAAUGGCUUCCAGAUUAGAGGAGGAUCUCUACUGUCCGGUCUGUCGUGAUGUCUUUAGAGAUCCUGUUGUUCUGUCAUGCAGCCACAGUUUCUGUAAAGACUGUCUGAAGAGCUGGUGGACAGAGAAAGAAACACGUGAGUGUCCAGUUUGUAAGAGAAGAUCUUCGAGGGAAGAACCACCCUGUAAUCUGACUUUAAAGAACCUGUGUGAGAGUUUCUUACAGGAGAGAGAUCAGAGAUCUUCAGAGGCUCUCUGCAGUCUGCACUCUGAGAAACUCAAACUCUUCUGUCUGGACCAUCAGCAGCCAGUGUGUGUCGUCUGCAGAGAUUCAGAAAAACACUCCAACCACAGAUUCAGACCCAUUGAUGAAGCUGCACGACAUCACAAGAAGGAACUUCAGGAAACUCUGGAGCCCUUAAAGGAGAAGUUAAAGGUUUGUGAAGAAGUUAAAGUGAAGUUUAAUUUAACAGCAGAACACAUGAAGGUCCAGGCCCGACGCACAGAGAGGCUGAUUAAGGAGCAGUUUAAGAAGCUUCAGCAGUUUCUAGAAGACGAAGAGGUGGCCAGGUUGGUUGCGCUGUGGGAGGAAGAGGAGCAGAAGAGUCAGAUGAUGGAGGAGAAGAUGGAGGCUCUGAGCAGAGAGAUAGCAGCUCUUUCAGACACAGUCAGAGCCACAGAGGAGGAGCUGAGAGCUGAAGACGUCUCAUUCCUGAACAACUGCAAGGCUGCAGUGGAAAGAGUCCAGCAGCGCCCCCUGCUGGAGGAUCCACAGCUGCCCUCAGGAGCUCUGAUAGACGAGGCCAAACACCUGGGCAACCUGACCUUCAACAUCUGGAACAAGAUGAAGGACAUGGUCUCCUACAGUCCUGUGAUUCUGGAUCCAAACACUGCUCGUCCAAGACUCAUCCUGUCUGAAGAUCUGACCAGUGUGAGAGGAGGAGAGAAACAGCAGCUUCCUGAUAAUCCAGAGAGGUUUGAUUGGUACUGCUCUGUUCUGGGCUCUGAGGGCUUUAACUCAGGGACUCACAGCUGGGAUGUCGAGGUUGGAGACAAUACAGUCUGGUUUCUGGGUGUGUUAGCAGAGUCUGUCCAGAGGAAGGGAGACAAACUGUCUGGAUUCUGGGUAAUAUGGUUAAAUAAAGGUAAAUACUCAGCACGGUCACCAUCAGCUCCACCAACUGAUCUUGUAUUUCAGAAGAAGGUCCAGAGGAUCAGAGUGAAUCUGGACUGGAACAGAGGAAAGUUGUCGUUCUCUGAUCCUGAUACUAACACACACAUACACACCUUCACACACACUUUCACUGAGAGGUUGUUUCCAUACAUUAUCACUGGGGAUGAAGUCCCACUGAAGAUAUUACCAGUGAAGGUCAGUGUGACAGUGUAACAGAGCAGUUAGAGAUAAAGAGGAUGAUUAUAUUCAUGUUGUCCUCACUUCCUCUCAAAUGAAGACUUGAGUCGUAGUAAGCUUUAGUUGCUCUUUACUGUGGCUCUUUGUCUCAUUUUACAAGGUCAGAGUGAAAACUGUAACAAAGACAAAUAUAAAAAUUAUCAUUUAGCUCUGUAACAUGUGCUUUAAAGUGUAAAUAAAACGUUUUUAAAUACAAAUAAAUCAAAUGCCUUCUUCAUGUAAAUAAUAUUUGUUAUCACUAACUUAAGAAUGUAACUAUGAAGUUAUUCACUGACGACGACGUCAAAAAGUUCAUUCGAAUUUAUGCCUGAAAGGCAACACAAUAUUCAUGAUGUUUAUUUCUUAAAGAUAAAAGUCUCUGAAUUGAACCUGUUAAACUGAAACCUGUUCCUCAUUAUUCCAACACUGCAGGAACAGACAGACAUUCUUAAAUAUUAUAAAAUGUUCUGGUAUUGAGAAAAAAAUCUGCCAAUUGAGCUGAAUUUAAGAAUUUGUACCCUGAUUAGCAAAGAAAAUCUUAGAAUAAGACACAAUUCCUUCAAACAGCAAAAUAACAAACAGUGUCUUUGUCCUAAAUUAAAGAACCAGAGAUAUUCUUAUUUUCAUCAUUUUUUAUUAAAACAAUGAAAAACUAAACAGUCGAUUCAUUUUCAACACAAUAAAAAACAAAAAACAUAUUCUAUUUUUUGUCUUUAUAUCUUCUUUUUUUCUGUUUUAUUUUGUUAUUUAAUGUGUAUUUCUUUUUUCUUAUCUGAUAUUUUCUAUCUGGAGCUGCUGUAACAAGUGAAUUUCCCCAUCUGGUAUAAAUAAAGUCUAUCUUAUCUUAGCUUUAUAUUAGCUGUAAGAUCUUAUUAAAGCAAUGUUUUAUUUUCUUAAAACCAGAUCACUUUUCUCAUGUUGUUUCUCAGAAACAAGACUUUUUUUACUUUCAUGAGAUUUAUUUGUGCACUGAACAACAUGUUUAUUAUUCUUAUUGUUUUGAUUUGUUUUGUUGUUACUUUGUUUGAAAAUCAGCUUUUUGUUUCUAUUGUCGACCUUUUUCAGAUGUAAAAUUGUUUCAUUUAGUUUCUGAUCUUUAUGUUUGGUUUUCUUUUAAUUGAUACUGUGUCAUUUUAUGUUACAUUUUUAUUAAUUUGACUUAAAGAUCAGCAACCAGUUUGUGGAAGCUGAUGGAUCCAAAUAAUUGAUCCAAAUUAAUCAAUAACUGCAUGUUUGAGCUGCAAAGUUUCCAGAUUGUUUAAUUCCACUUAUGAAAUGUUCACAAUGUGUAAAAUAUAAGUUUAAAUGAUCUAAAGUAUAUGAACAAUGUUCUGUUUGAUGUGAUGAAGUGGAGAUGAUUCAGUCUGUAACAGUGUUUUCAUUCAGUUUCCAUCAGUUGAAUUCUGCUGUUAGUCAUUCAGUCAGAGGAGAAGUUCUUCUAUUUAAGGUGGACGUCUCAUGUUUAAGGUGGAACGUCUCAGUUUGGGUUCAGACUGUAUGUAAUGUUGCUGAUUUCAGAACAUUAAUUAACAUUAAUGCUGAAUGUACAAUAACUCCUGUUUUUCAUCAGUAUAAUAAAAUAUUAUCUUUA
Messenger RNA from Dicentrarchus labrax (European seabass), 3288 nucleotides. Its product is annotated as nuclear factor 7, brain-like. Bases 312 to 1694 code for a protein of 460 amino acids. NCBI's taxonomy places the organism in Eukaryota, Metazoa, Chordata, Actinopteri, Moronidae. The transcript has 5 exons. The record is from RefSeq and is a predicted model, not a curated record. Gene Ontology annotation, molecular function: protein binding; zinc ion binding.